Vigna umbellata (rice bean) is the source of this 1065-nucleotide messenger RNA. The record is from RefSeq and is a predicted model, not a curated record. Lineage: Eukaryota; Viridiplantae; Streptophyta; Magnoliopsida; Fabales; Fabaceae.
AUGGCUUCUUCCGAAGGGUGUUUGUCGUGUUCGAAAAGUUGGGGCAAAGGAUCUUCUCGGUCGUCCCAUGGUUGUGGUGUGUUGGAAAAUCUUAUUCGUCUGAGGUUAGACAAGUGCAAACAGCUCCAAAGGCUUCCAGACUCCAUUGGAAAUUUGAAAUCUUUGCGAUGGCUAAUGAUGAAGGAAACAACACUUACACGAUUACCAGAUAGCUUUGGAAUGCUCAGAAACCUGGUAGAACUAGACAUGAAAAGAAUGCCCUAUCUUAAUGGGGCUGGAAACAACAUGUCUACAGGGACAAUUAUUCCUGAAAUACGAGAACAACCUAGUUCAGAGGCAAUAUUAACUUCUUUUUGCAAUUUAAGCUUGCUGGAAAAGCUAAAUGCUCAUGGAUGGGGAAUAUAUGGAAAAAUUCCAGAUGAGUUUGAAAAGCUAUCAUCACUACAAACUUUAAGUUUAGGUCACAACAAUAUUUGCAGUCUUCCAGCCAGCAUGACGGGUCUCUCCUGUCUCAAAAAUCUUUUGUUGUCAGAUUGCAGGGAGCUCAUGUUUCUGCCUCCUCUUCCCUCUAGCCUAGAAGAGCUAAAUCUGGAAAACUGUUUUGCAGUGCAGUACAUACAUGAUAUUUCAAACUUGGAGCGAUUAGAGGAGUUCAACCUUACAAAUUGUGAAAAGGUGGUGGAUGUCCCAGGUCUUGAACAUUUGAAGUCCUUAAGAAGGUUGUACAUGAGUGGUUGCAUUGGAUGCUCCCUUGCCGUAAAGAGAAGAUUUUCCAAGGUUCUACUUAAGAAAUUAGAGAUUUUGAUUAUGCCUGGAAGCAGGGUCCCGGAUUGGCUUACAACAGAACCAAUAGUGUUUUCCAAGAGAAGAAAUAGGGAGCUCAAAGGUGUUGUUAACCAAACUAAUAUACACACGUUUACCCUCACACAACCACGUAUUAACCUCACACAGCCACGUAUUAAUCUCACACAGCCACGUAUUAACCUCACACAGCCACAUAUUAACCUUCCCCAGACACGUUGCAAACUUCAGUACACCAUGUCAGCUGGCCCGUUAAAAAAUUAA